GUGAUGAUGUGAUUAUUCUUUCUGAUCUGCCUCAGUAUGUCAAGAAUACAUUUUCGAUAUUACGUUCAAUCUGUCACUUGUGAAGUCUAAUAUUCCAUUCAAAAUUGGAAGAUGUGGCAACCUUGCCAACUAACCUCACAUUCUGAGCCUCAUCUUUGAAUGCUAUGUAUACGGAAAAUUAUUGAUGUUUUAAACUUAUAUUUGUGUCUCGCGAUUGUUUAGCUAAGUUUUCAAAAUGCCUUACAAGUGCUGCGUUCCUAAUUGUGUUGGUGAUUACGGGAAGGGUGCGAAGGUACACGUAUUUUCGUGUCCACUGAACGAAAACUGUCGUAAAAGAUGGCUCAAUGCAAUCCCUCGUAGUGAUUUAGUGGUUACAAAAUACACCCGAGUAUGUAAUUUGCACUUUGCUGAGGACAGCAUCAUUUGGGAAUCCACCUUCCAUGACGAAAAGACAGGACAUAUCACGCAGAAGAAGCCGAGAUGAGAAAUUGAGGGACCAGGAACAAGAACAACUACUUAAAG
This is a messenger RNA of Acanthoscelides obtectus, 522 nucleotides long. The record is from the annotation of a GenBank genome assembly. Lineage: Eukaryota; Metazoa; Arthropoda; Insecta; Coleoptera; Chrysomelidae.